This is a messenger RNA of Gorilla gorilla gorilla (western lowland gorilla), 3379 nucleotides long. RefSeq names its product aldehyde dehydrogenase 3 family member A1 (gene ALDH3A1). The coding region runs from base 1430 to 3142 and encodes 570 amino acids. The transcript has 9 exons. Gene Ontology annotation, cellular component: cytoplasm. The record is from RefSeq and is a predicted model, not a curated record. Lineage: Eukaryota; Metazoa; Chordata; Mammalia; Primates; Hominidae. Gene Ontology annotation, molecular function: aldehyde dehydrogenase (NAD+) activity; 3-chloroallyl aldehyde dehydrogenase activity. Gene Ontology annotation, biological process: aldehyde metabolic process.
UGGGGCGGGGGGGCGCUGGGGAGAGUGCGACCCAGAGAGGUUCAGGAAGGACUUGGGGCCACCUGGCCCCUCGGUCGCGGAGACUGGGCGCACCGCCCUCCCCUCCGCCGCGCCCCGCGCGCCCCCGCCGCCUCUUCCGCCCUCUGGCCUUUUCCUUCUGGCCCGGCCUCCGAGUCCCGCCCGCAGCGUCUCCCAUUUCCUGCUGCCCCGACACCCUGAACUUCUGGUCCUCCCCAUUCCUCAGCCCCACGCAGGACCACUUGGUUCUCCACACCAGGAACCAGAGCAGCUUGGUACCCCGGAGGGCAUGGAGGGCUCUCCCCUCCCUCCCAGUCCUCACAGGGGCUGUUCCGUCCCUCGCCCUGAGCAAGACCAGACACCUCUGCAUUCGCAGACCCCUGCUGUCCCCACAUGCUGCCUGGGGUCCAGCGCUCCGGAGCCCAUCCUCCCACCGACUACCCUCUUUGCUCCUGCACUUUUAUUUUUAUUUUAUUUUAUUUAUUUAUUUGAGACGGAGUCUCGCUCUGUCGCCCAGGCUGGAGUGUAAUGGCGCGAUCUCGGCUCACUGCAACCUCCGCCUCCCGGGUUCAGGCAAUUCUCCUGCCUCAGUCUCCCCAGUAGCUGGGACAACAGGCGUGUACCACCAUGCCCGGCUAAUUUUGUAUUUUUAGUAGAGACAGGGUUUCGCCAUGUUGGACAGGCUGGUCUUGAACUCCUGCCCUCAGGAGUUCCUCAGGAGGAGUUCUCGGCCUCUCAGAGUGCUGGGAUUACAGGCAUGAGCCACAGCGCCGGGCCUGCUGCUGCACUUUUCAAGAAAUCGCUCAGGACUUCUCAUCUUAAACCAGAAACAACAAGGAAACCCAUUCUGUUGACUUUACAGCUUCUGUGUUGCUCUUCACAGCCCAAGUUUAUAAAAGAGACGCGUUUUCCGCCGUCUGCAUCUCCUCGUCUCACCCCUGCUCCCCACAGGAGGCCCUGAGCGCCCAGCAGCCCUUGGUCCUGCAUCUCCCUCCAGACAACUAAAGGGCCUGGCUCCCUCCACCCUGCCCGGAUCCAGCUCCCAGUGCCCGGAUCUAUCCCCCCUCCCCGGAUCCAUCCCCUCCUCCCCGGAUCCAUUCCCACUGCCUGAAUCUACUCUCCCCUGCCCGGCUCUAUUCCCCCUACCUGGAUCCAUUCCGUUGCCCAUGCCUGGUCCCUUCACUGGCUCUCUCCCCUGGGGCCCCAAACCUACCUGGGCCCCCCUCUGGCAGAAAGGGGUCCUCUCAGACCCACAGGUCCAACGGCUAAUCCUGGCUCUGCUUCCCCUGGGGGCCUUCUGCGGCUGCCCCCACCCUGGGCUGGAAUGAAUGGAACGCCUACUAUGAGGAGGUGGUGUACGUCCUAGAGGAGAUCGAGUACAUGAUCCAGAAGCUCCCUGAGUGGGCCGCGGAUGAGCCCGUGGAGAAGACGCCCCAGACUCAGCAGGACGAGCUCUACAUCCACUCGGAGCCACUGGGCGUGGUCCUCGUCAUUGGCACCUGGAACUACCCCUUCAACCUCACCAUCCAGCCCAUGGUGGGCGCCAUCGCUGCAGGUGCAUGGCCCUGUGGGAAGGGAAGCUGGGGGAGCACCGUCCCCCAGCGUGGAGCCAAGCCAGGAUGGGCUCAGGCCUGUGUUAAGAGUCCUGGGGUCAGAUAAGGGUUUGCUGGGUCUGUCACAGGAGGCUGUGGGGACCAAGCUAUUUAGCCAGGCCUCUUGGUGCCUGAGGUCCAGUCAGGCUCAGGUGUCCACACCUGAUGAUACAGAGAGGGCCUGCCUUCCCCCACCCCUGUUGGGGGGCUGGAGCUUCUGUCACCUAAUAUGCAUCAGGGCUUCCUUCCUAGAAUGGGCCAGCACUGUUCUACCAACCAGGCCCCCAGAGCCUCUCUCCCCUUUCUGCUUUUCCUCCAACAUCUCAGCAACUCAGAGGGCCAGGUGGUGCAGCUCUGGCCAGCGUGUGCCCGUGUGUGUCCCUCUGUCAUGUGCCCGUGCGUGCUCCUGGGUGUGCCCCGUGACAUGUGCUUGUUUGCUAACAACUCUUCCAUCCACUGUCCCGAGGACACACAAGGGAGGGGAGGCUUCAGGUGUGGUCCUUGGGAGGGCAGAGCCUCUGGUGAAGUACCCUGGGCAUAGGCCUGGCUCGGUGUGCUCUGCAGGGAACGCGGUGGUCCUCAAGCCCUCGGAGCUGAGUGAGAACAUGGCGAGCCUGCUGGCUACCAUCAUCCCCCAGUACCUGGACAAGGAUCUGUACCCAGUAAUCAAUGGGGGUGUCCCUGAGACCACGGAGCUGCUCAAGGAGAGGUUCGACCAUAUCCUGUACACGGGCAGCACGGGGGUGGGGAAGAUCAUCAUGACGGCUGCUGCCAAGCACCUGACCCCUGUCACGCUGGAGCUGGGAGGGAAGAGUCCCUGCUACGUGGACAAGAACUGUGACCUGGACGUGGCCUGCCGACGCAUCGCCUGGGGGAAAUUCAUGAACAGUGGCCAGACCUGCGUGGCCCCUGACUACAUCCUCUGUGACCCCUCGAUCCAGAACCAAAUUGUGGAGAAGCUCAAGAAGUCACUGAAAGAGUUCUAUGGGGAAGAUGCCAAGAAAUCCCGGGACUAUGGAAGAAUCAUUAGUGCCCGGCACUUCCAGAGGGUGAUGGGCCUGAUUGAGGGCCAGAAGGUGGCUUAUGGGGGCACCGGGGAUGCGGCCACUCGCUACAUAGCCCCCACCAUCCUCACGGACGUGGACCCCCAGUCCCCGGUGAUGCAGGAGGAGAUCUUCGGGCCUGUGCUGCCCAUCGUGUGCGUGCGCAGCCUGGAGGAGGCCAUCCAGUUCAUCAACCAGCGUGAGAAGCCCCUGGCCCUCUACAUAUUCUCCAGCAACGACAAGGUGAUUAAGAAGAUGAUUGCAGAGACAUCCAGUGGUGGGGUGGCAGCCAACGAUGUCAUCGUCCACAUCACCUUGCACUCUCUGCCCUUCGGGGGCGUGGGGAACAGCGGCAUGGGAUCCUACCAUGGCAAGAAGAGCUUCGAGACUUUCUCUCACCGCCGCUCUUGCCUGGUGAGGCCUCUGAUGAAUGAUGAAGGCCUGAAGGUCAGAUACCCCCCGAGCCCGGCCAAGAUGACCCAGCACUGAGGAGGGGUUGCUCCGCCUGGCCUGGCCAUACUGUGUCCCAUCGGAGUGCGGACCACCCUCACUGGCUCUCCUGGCCCUGGGAGAAUCGCUCCUGCAGCCCCAGCCCAGCCCCACUCCUCUGCUGACCUGCUGACCUGUGCACACCCCACUCCUACAUGGGCCCAGGCCUCACCAUUCCAAGUCCCCACCCCUUUCUAGACCAAUAAAGAGACGAAUACAAUUUUCUAACUCAGCAAA